GUCGCCGUUGCCGCCGCCGUUGGGUUCCCGGCGGGGCGCGCUCCGCGGGGGGAUGUCGGGCCGCGCGUCGCGGCAGGAGGAGGCGGAGAGCGCGAAGCUGCGCCACAAGGAGGAGCUGAGCCGGAGGAUUAAAGAGCAGAAAGUUGUAGUUGAUGAGCUUUCUAAUUUGAAGAAGAACCGGAAAGUUUAUAGGCAGCAACCCAAUAGCAACAUAUUCUUCCUUGUAGACCGAACAGAAACACUGUCUCAAUGCAAAAAUACAUUAGAUGAAUUAAAGAAGGCACAUCAGGAGAUGGAAAAUUCAGAAAAGACUAAAAUCAAGAAAUAG
This is a messenger RNA of Gymnogyps californianus (California condor), 328 nucleotides long. It is a transcript of the gene ASDURF, whose product is annotated as ASNSD1 upstream open reading frame. Lineage: Eukaryota; Metazoa; Chordata; Aves; Accipitriformes; Cathartidae. The coding region runs from base 53 to 328 and encodes 91 amino acids. The transcript is spliced from 4 exons. The record is from RefSeq and is a predicted model, not a curated record.